Molecule: messenger RNA, 951 nt
Organism: Lucilia sericata (common green bottle fly)
Lineage: Eukaryota; Metazoa; Arthropoda; Insecta; Diptera; Calliphoridae
Product: serine/threonine-protein kinase S6KL-like
Exons: 3
Coding region: 16-438 (140 amino acids)
Source: RefSeq, a predicted model, not a curated record
CAUCAACUUAUCAAGAUGAGUCCUGAUAUCAGACAAUUUAUCACCAUUAAUUUACCCCAACAUUUACAACCCAAAGACCAAGUAGAUAAUGCCGGUCAUUUGCAAUUAAAUGACAGCGAAGAGUUUGUAAAAGCCAAGGAAUGUGAAACAAAAUUACUUGAUAUGACGACCAAUUUUCUACCUGAAGAAGUUGCUGGUUUAUGUCAUGAGGCUAAAGAUGUUUUGAAACGUCUAUUGGAAUUCGAUGCUCAAAAACGUAUACGCUCGGUUAGAGCUUUACAAAGAAUCGCCAUGUUUAAAGAUUUUAAAAUUGAAGCUCAACAUUGCUUAAAGCUUCGUCCUCUAGAUAUUAUUACUGCCGAUAAUAUUGUUAUAAGAAAAACUAAUGAUUCCAUAGAAAAUUUUCAUAAUGCUGAUAAAGCAUUUAAGAAUUUUUAAUGAUUAUUUUGUUUCAAUUCUUGGCUGAUUAGCACAUAUACAAUUCACCACCAGUAUCGUAUUGUUGUAUGUUAAGAAUAUUUUUCAAACCAACUUGUGAAUUACACAAUUAUGCUGUUUUUUAAUCCUAACAGCAAAUCUGUCAAAUAUUGGAAUAAUAUAUAUAAACAACAACGAAUAUUAGAAAAUUAUUUUACAGAAGAAUUCUCGGUGCCUUAAUAGAUUCCACAUUCUUUUAUUUUACUUUUAAUUAGAAAAGAUUAUAAAUAUUUUUUCUUUCAUUGUUAUCGAAAAAAUGGAUACUAAAACAUCACUUUUAAUUAGAAUUUUAAAUAUAACUAUUUCAUGUGAUUUUAAAUUCAAGUUAAAUUUCACUUAUUUUAAUCCGUCCUUUACAUACAUUUUCACCAAAUAGUACAUAAUAUUAAAAAUUUUUAAACUCGUUUUUUUUUUUAAAUUAAUUAGGAUCAUUAGAAUAUAUUAGACAAAAUCGUGGUGCCUUAGCAAUUAAAA